Molecule: messenger RNA, 3197 nt
Organism: Bufo bufo (common toad)
Lineage: Eukaryota; Metazoa; Chordata; Amphibia; Anura; Bufonidae
Gene: IPO11
Product: importin 11
Exons: 30
Coding region: 161-3106 (981 amino acids)
Biological process (GO): protein import into nucleus
Cellular component (GO): cytosol; nuclear envelope
Molecular function (GO): small GTPase binding
Source: RefSeq, a predicted model, not a curated record
GACUGUCCUGUCCUGCUCGGGAUAAUGGGGGAGUAGGGUCUCUCCUGGUAGAAAGCGUCCUUCGGCUGUGAGGACGGCCUCACUCUCGCGAUACUCACUCUUCUCGCGCGGCUCUCAGCCUAGACUGGCGCACGCCGGGACUGGAGCAGUGAGGUUCCUUAUGGAUCUGAACAGUGCCAGCAGCGUCGUACUUCAGGUCCUGACCCAGGCAAGCAGCCAAGAUUCGGCAGUUCUGAAGCCGGCCGAGGAGCAGCUCAAGCAGUGGGAGACCCAGCCUGGCUUCUACAGCGUCCUCUUGAAUAUCUUCACAAAUCAUUCCCUGGAUGUCAAUGUCCGGUGGUUGGCCGUGCUCUACUUUAAGAAUGGGAUUGAUCGCUACUGGAGGAGGGUGGCCCCAAAUGCAAUUUCAGAAGCGGAGAAAUCAACAUUGCGCGCAGGACUCAUCGCCAACUUCAGUGAGCCAGUAAAUCAGAUUGCCACCCAGAUAGCUGUUCUUACUGCUAAGGUUGCACGGCUGGACUGUCCCAAGCAGUGGCCCGAACUGAUUCCUACUCUGAUUGAAUCGGUAAAGGUUCAAGAUGAUCUGAGACAGCACCGAGCGCUACUCACCUUUUAUCAUGUGACCAAGACCUUGUCUUCUAAACGGCUCGCUGCAGACAGAAAACUAUUUCAAGAUCUGGCCGCGGAGAUCUACAGUUUUGCUUGCUGCCUCUGGAAUCAUCACGCGGACACAUUCCUGCAGCAGAUCUGCUCUGAAGGGGACCCGGCCGCCGUCAGCUCCUUAGAAAGAUCCUCACUGUCACUGAAAGUGCUUCGUAAGUUGACUGUCCAUGGGUUCGCUGAUCCUCUCCAGAAUGCAGAAGUCAUGGGAUUUCUUCAUGCCAUAUUUGACCGUGUGAGACACUUUUUGGAAUGCAGCCGAGGUGUCCGAGCCGAGCAUCCGUGCCGGGAGAGACUGGAGAAGGUUGUCAUAUUAUUCACUAAAGUGCUUUUAGAUUUUCUGGACCAGCAUCCAUUUGCAUUCAUUCCCUUAAUCCAGCGAGCGCUGGAGUUUGCAGUCAGCUACGUUUUCACAGAGGCCGGGGAUGGAAUUGUGUUCGAGCGUUUCAUAGUUCAGUGCAUGAGUCUCAUCAAGAUGAUUGUAAAGAACGAUUCCUUCAAGCCAUCUAAAAACUUUGAAGACAGCAAGCCAGAAACCAUCAGUGCGCACCAAAUAAAAAUGUCUUUCUUCACGUAUCCGACGCUGAUGGAGAUAUGUCACAGGCUGGUCACACAUUACUUCCUUCUCAGCGAAGAAGAACGGGCAAUGUGGGAGGAGGAUCCCGAGGGCUUCGCCGUAGAGGAGAGUGGUGGAGACUCGUGGAAGUACAGUCUGCGGCCUUGUUCAGAAGUUCUGUUCAUGGACAUUUUCCAUGAAUAUAGCCAGAUUCUUACACCCGUGCUCUUAGACAUGGUUCACACCCUCCAAGGUCCCACUCCGUUAGAAGACUUAAAUGCGAUACUUAUUAAAGAAACUGUUUACAAUGCUGUAGGACUGACUGCAUAUGAAUUAUUUGAUACCGUGGACUUCGAUGAAUGGUUUAAAAGUCAGCUGCUAGGAGAACUGCAAAUUACCCACGAUAGGUACAAGUUGUUAAGGAGGAGAGUCAUCUGGUUGAUCGGACAAUGGGUUUCUGUAAAAUUCAAAGCUGAUUUGAGACCUUCACUCUAUCAAGCAAUUCUCCAAUUGCUUCAAGAUCACGACUUGGUUGUUCGCAUUGAGACGGCUACAACCUUGAAGCUGGCAGUUGAUGAUUUUGAGUUCAUGACGGAGCAUUUUUUGCCGUACUUGGAGUCCAUCUUCAGUCUGCUUUUCCAGCUUCUUCAGCAAGUUACAGAAUGCGACUCAAAGAUGCAGAUCCUCCAUGUACUGUCCUGUGUUAUUGAAAGGGUUAAUAUGCAGAUUCGGCCUUUUGUUGGCUGUCUUGUACAGUAUUUACCUCUACUGUGGAAGCAAAGCGAAGAACACAAUAUGUUGCGAUGCGCCAUUCUGACUACGUUAAUUCACCUGGUUAAGGGCUUAGGUGGAGACAGCCGGAAUUUAUAUCCAUUCCUGCUUCCUGUAAUUCAGCUGAGCACGGACGUUUCACAGCCACCGCACAUAUACCUCCUGGAAGAUGGCCUGGAACUGUGGUUAGUGACACUGGAGAAUUGUCUAUCCAUUACGCCGGAGCUGCUGAAGAUUUUUCAGAACAUGUCUGCCCUCCUAGAAUUAAGUUCAGAAAACCUCCGCAUCUGCUUCAAGAUCAUCAACGCUUACUUUCUCUUUGAUUCCUCCGAAUUUCUUCAGGUAUAUGGAGCCGGCCUCUGCCUGUCUUUUCUGGAAGUCCUGAAAGAUAUAACCAUGGAAGGUCAAGUUCAAGUCCUGAAGGUUGUGGAGAAUGCUCUCAUGGUGAAUCCAGAUGUCUGCCCACAGAUAUUUCAUGCUUUGCUGCCACCAGUUUUCAGAGGCAUUCUUGAUGGAAAUAAGUUUUCAGAGAGAUAUCCAGUUGUUAUGGCUACAUACCUUGGUGUCUUUGGACGUGUCCUUCUGCAGAACCAAGCUUGCUUUUCCUCAUUAUUAAAUCAGAUGGCCCAGGAAUACAGUCAAGAGGCCGACCAGAUUCUUGGAAAUAUGAUUGAAAUGUGGGUGGAUAGGAUGGACAACAUUACACAGCCAGAGAGGCGGAAGCUCUCUGCUCUCGCUUUGGUUUCUUUGCUGCCCACAGUUAACAGUGUUAUUCAAGACAAGUUCUGUGGAGUCAUCAAUAUCUGCGUGGAAAGUCUUCAUGAUGUAAUGACGGAAGAUCCGGAAACAAAUUCUUACAAGGAUUGUCUGUUAAUGUCACAAAAUGAACCCCAAGACAUUCAGGUGAAUGGGGAUGAAGAGCCUCCAACUGAACAGGAUAAGAGGAAAAGAACGAUUGCUUUGAGAGACCCAGUCCAUGCAGUAUCACUCCAGCAGUUUGUCUAUGAGAAACUGAAGGCCCAGCAAGUAUUAAUGGGAGAUGAAGGAUUCCAGUCACUGAUGGAAACGGUAGACACUGAAAUAGUGAAGCAGCUGCAGGAGUUUCUACAAGGAUUCUAAAAAAUAUACAAAGAGAAUUUGUAACAAAAUCAUAUGACAAGGGGUCACUUUAAUAAAUAUGACUUUUUGCAAAGUUGUUGUUUCAUUGGGA